AUGGAGACUCAGGAUAAGCUAACAACUCUCCUAUGUCAGAGACUGACUGUGACACUCACACAGGUAAAAAAAACUGUAAAGUGUGGCACCUGUGGAAAAGCUUUUAGGUUUAGGUCUGCACUGAAUAAACAUCUGAGAAGCCACACAGAGUAUCGACCACACUCUUGCAACAUCUGUGGGAAAAAAUUCAAGCAGACAUCAAGUUUGAACACUCAUUUAAGAAUUCACACAGGUGAGAGGCCAUAUUCUUGUCCAACAUGUGGGAUGAGUUUCAAACAUAGUCAUCAUUUGGCUUAUCACAUCAGAACCCACACAAGGAUGAAGAGAUGUCACAGAAAACGGAUAGUCAGCUCUCAUAUUUCAAAGACUCACUGUGACGCUCACACAGGUAAAAAGUCCUUCAAAUGUGACAUCUGUGGAAAAACCUUUAGGUUUAGGUCUGUAUUGAAAAUACAUCUGAGAAACCACACGGGGGAGAGGCCGUAUUCUUGUGACACUGGGAAAACAUUCAAGCAUACAUCAAAUCUGAAUGUUCAUUUAAGAAUUCACACAGGUGAGAGGCCAUAUUCUUGUCCAACAUGUGGGAUGAGUUUCAAACAUAGUCAUCAUUUGGCUUAUCACAUCAGAACCCAC
Molecule: messenger RNA, 633 nt
Organism: Monopterus albus (swamp eel)
Lineage: Eukaryota; Metazoa; Chordata; Actinopteri; Synbranchiformes; Synbranchidae
Product: zinc finger protein 586-like
Biological process (GO): regulation of transcription by RNA polymerase II
Cellular component (GO): nucleus
Molecular function (GO): DNA-binding transcription factor activity, RNA polymerase II-specific
Source: RefSeq, a predicted model, not a curated record